UCGCCCUGGACACAACACACACGCACAUACACGCAAACACAAGCACACACGCGCACACACACGAGGGACACAACAGAGAAAACCCAAACUGGUCUUGAACUUAACGUAUCUGUGACCAAAGUGCUUGCAGAAAACAGCCUUGUCCUCGCCUACGAACGAAAGAGAAGAACACAGAAUGAACGGAAACAUAUCGUGACAUUAGUGCUCUCGUGACGCUCUGAGAUCUUGAACUAAAUGUAUUCGUGACCAAAGUACUCGCAGAAAAGACUUGUCAUCGUCUACGAACACAAGAGAACAGAAGCAGCGGAAAUACAUUGUGAUAUUAGUGCUCUCGUGACGCGCUGAGAUCUUGAACUUAAUGGAUCCGUGACCAAAGUACUCGCAGAAAAGACUUGUCAUCGCCUAAGAACGCAAGGAAACAGAACCAGCGGAAACAUAUCGUGGCAUUAGUGCUCUCGUGACGCGCUGAGAUCUUGAACUAAAUGGACUCGUGACAGAAAUACUUGCAGAAAACAAACUUGCCCUCGCAGAAGAACGCAAGGAAACAGAACCAGCGGAAACAUAUCGUGGCAUUAGUGCUCUCGUGACGCGCUGAGAUCUUGAACUAAAUGGACUCGUGACAGAAAUACUUGCAGAAAACAAACUUGCCCUCGCCGAAGAACGCAAGGAAACAGAACCAACGGAAAUAUAUCGUGGCAUUAGUGCAUUUGUGACGCGCAGAAGAUACAGGGAAAAAAUAACUAAAUGCAUUCGUGAUCCAAAAUACUUACAGAAAGCAAUCGUGUCUCGCCUACGAACGGAAAAGAACAGAAGCAGCAAAAGGAAUCGUGAACUCUCUAACGCAUUCGUGACGCCCAGAAAGCAAAGAAAAAACUCACACACAAAAAAACAAUCUUGACCUCGCCUACGAGCGCAAAAGAUCAGAACCAACGGAAACCAAUCAACCAAUCGUGACCUCAAUGGAUUCGUGACACGCAGAAAUACAAGAUAAAUAACCAACAACACCAACAACAAAACACUCAUCUUCGCACCACAACGUCUCCCUCUAACUGGACUACCAUGAAGGCUUUAUUAGUGAUAGUGAACGUGAUGGCGGUGGUGUUGAUAUUGUGUCUUGAGUGCCACGCGGAGGACGAAAAGGGAGACGUAAGACACUUCGACACUGGGUACGAUAGUGGUGGUGGUGGUGGUGGUGGUGAGGAGAUUCGAACCCAGAGGACCUUAAAAGCGGAGGUGGACGAGGGCGAUGUUGAUGCAAGUUUGAGAGCCUCGGUUGUCAAGGCCGUGAAACAUCCCAGGUCACGCAAACGAGGUCACGUCAUCAGGUCAAGGUCACUGGACGACUUGGUGACCCCUACGCAGCUGACCUUCCUUGACCUCGCCCACCUGUACCUGCCCGCGAUGACCACCGUGAGCCAGGUGUGCCGACGUGACCUCACUGCGCUUUACAACGGCAUCGCUCAACUGGACGAAAUGAUCAAGAACGGAACGAUAUGGCCCCUGAUGAUGGUGGACUCCUGGGGCAAGUUCUCGGACGGUAUGCUGGAGGGGAACUUGCAGCAGCUCGGCUUCUUCUACGAAUGCCUCAAUGUUAAAGUCUACCAGCCGCCCGAGACCCUUAACGACCCUUUCCACACCAUAAACGACCCUUCCUUACCCUUAAAUCAAGCUUCCACGCAUCAAAACAUCCUUCUAAAGCCUCCAAGCGCCCAUUCUCAGCCUCAUAACUUAAUUUCAAGGACUCAAAACCAGGAUUCGUAUCUUCCUCAGCACCUGGCAAACCUACCCUCAAACUCCCCACUCCGGCAUCAACGUCUCCCUCCCAAGGUGUAUGAAGCGAUAAAUCUACCUCACAGGCUUCUUAGAGUUCCCCCUCAGUCUUCCCUCGACCCUCAAGAGCCCCGAAGACCCCCUCGACACCCCCGCCAAGCCCUGAACGUCCCUACCCACCCUCACCACCUACAGCAAGAUGGACCACUUGGACGAUACACGGAUCUCGACGAUGACGACUCCACCGCGACCACCACAUUGUCUCCCCUCCCUCUAGCGGACUUCAGCGGCCAGUACUGCUUGGUGACUUACGCCCAGGACGAGGAGGAGACGCUGAAGUUACUAAGGGACGAAAGAACUCCCGCCCUGUCCCUGGCCUUCCCCUUGGCGCUCUCCCUCAUGGCCUACGGCACCUGCAUCCCCUCCACCUGUACGCCCGAGGAGCUGCAGGAGAGCGUGGAGGCGGUGCUGUCGGAGGAGGGGCUGCGGGUGGCCACGAUGGACUGCCAGGUGGAGGGGCGCCGCCACACGCUGGGGGGCGCCGAAAUCACCGGCAUGUGAGUGUUUUUUGGGGGGCGGGGUGCUUUGUCGAGUCUCUCGGGGGCAGUCCUUGUGUGCCACGCCUUUCACACACAACACACAGCAUUUCUUUACUGUGCUCUACACUUUAAUGUAACCAAUGAUGCGCUGUUGUUUGAGUUACGAGACACAGCAGGUAACGAAACUAAGAAAAACAAUA
Messenger RNA from Eriocheir sinensis (Chinese mitten crab), 2509 nucleotides. RefSeq lists its product as uncharacterized. The transcript is spliced from 5 exons. The record is from RefSeq and is a predicted model, not a curated record. Bases 1060 to 2331 code for a protein of 423 amino acids. NCBI's taxonomy places the organism in Eukaryota, Metazoa, Arthropoda, Malacostraca, Decapoda, Varunidae.